GCUGGGAAAGAAGAGGGCGAAGAAGAACCAGAAGCAGGCGGUCUCUAGCGCUUGGGACGAGGCCCUCAUGAACGGUGGGGGCGGAACUUCCCUGUCAGCCUGUAUCCCAUACAGAAAAGUAGUCAUGUAGCACCCAUAGUACCAAGAAAAAAUCAGUAGACUUUGGCUGAUGCACAGGAAAUGCUGAAUCGCAAGAGGGACAAAGAUCUGUCAUGCGGUCAAAGCAUACUGGAGAUUCAUUGUAUGUAAUGCGGAGGAGUAACGACCAGGGAGUCCAGAAGAUUUGUGACACUGAACACAGGAAGGCUGUUCAACUGUAUCAUUGCAAAGAGAAUCUAAUAUCAUUGUGCUAUGUGUAGUGUGUGUUGUUCUGUAGGAUAGCUUUGUCCCGACGAAAGCCAGCCGGCCGUGAUAUUAAUCGUCAUGCAGCCGAAUCGGGAACCAAAGCGAAAAAGCAGCACCAGCAACGUGGGUCGUCGAACGAAAAGGAACCGGGUGUGCCUGCUGGCGUCCAACACGAGCAUCCAACGGAGCAUGACGGGCUCGAGCAGCCGAGUGCGAUAAACACCUCCAGUGAAGACGACACGACCAUGAAUUUUCUCCCUGCCGAUGAUUCCUCCGCCUCGUACCUGGAGAAGGCCGCGGCACCCGCUACAACUACAGCUGGGUCCCAGCGACGACCCGCAGAUAUGAAACCGCAAUGCUCCCCUUCUCCCUCAUUUUUUUUUUAUGUGGAAAGUGAAAAUAAUUAUACGACCAACAAGUGCAACUGCAAACUGCAAGUAAUCACCACCUCUAUUCUUUUUCUUUACCUUCUGAUCGUGAUCCGUUGUGCAUGAAAACGAGGAAGAAGGAAGCCCUUCUUGUCGUGCAGAAGCUUGUGUUGUUAUCGCCAAACCAGUUAUGUGACGUUGCAGUAUGCACCUGUAGUUCCUGCAUGUCAAGAAACAGCAACUCGAGGAGAAGGACGAGUUGUGCACGCUGAUACGACAAUCACGACGUCGGCUGUUCUCUGAUACUCAGCCGCUGAGUAUGAACAACGGGGAACAAAGUGAAGAGACCGCAGAUUCCACUGCGGUAGUACCGGACACUACUUCUACUACACGAUCAGCGGAGAAGAUGAAACGCGACCCCGCGGGGGGCUGUUCUUCGUUCCCGGGGUGCGGCGAGGACGAGGAUGAGGAGAAGGACAAGGAACACCAAGCAGCAGCAGCAGAGCAGGUUGAGCAGCAGCGGCAGGAGCUCCAGAAGCAGCUACAGGAGGAAGAGGCGAAAGUGCGGGCACACUACGAGAAGGAGAGGGAGAGGCUGUACAGCACGUUCUAUAAAUGGCGAGACGCGGAGGAGGGCCGGGAGCAGGAGCGGGGGCGAGAAAUAAACGCUUAUGAGCAAAGGCUGCAUAUCACACAGAGAGAAGCUAGAAAUAGCAUAGCACAUUUAAUGCAAGAAGGAAUCGACAAAUUCUAUUCAUUGCUAAACUGAAGUUUUUGUUUCAUGUGCGGGCCCAGGAGAGCGCCGCGGGGUUUAGGCUCUGCAAUGCAGAAGAUUUUUUUCUUCGCGCUACCCAUAUGAUAUGCUAGCUUUUUUUGUUUUUCUCCGUGAUAAUGUGAGAUCAACAAGCCGCGUCCAACGGGGCACUACAGCGUGUGCAAUCGGAACUGCAACAGGCCAAAGCGCAAUUAUUGAACCAGCGCCAGCAGUCAGUCAGCGUGGACGAUCUGAAAGUGACGCAGCGUCGGGAGCUAGCGUUACAGAAGACACAACUAGAUGAAAAAAUCGCGGACGAAAACAGAAUGUAUCGGGAUUCACUUGCCGCUCUGGAAGACCCAGAAAUGAAGGACGUAAGGAAAGACACAGCGCUCGCCUUGCUCGAAAAUGCGAUUAAGAAGCAAGAAGACGAGAACAAAAAGCUCCGGGACGAGCAACUGGGGCUCAUUGCCGAGCUCCACGCGCUUCAGGAAAGCAAACAGUCGGCAGUUCGGAAGCUGUACGAGGAGCAGCGCACGGAACUGGACAAGCAAAAUGCCGACAACCAGAAGCUCUGGGACCAGUUCGAGCAGCAGCGCCUCGCCAGCCAACAGGCCUGGGACGCCAAGAAGAAGCAGCUCGAAGAGCGGAUCCGGGCGAAGGAUGCCAUAAUCCGGGAGCUGCUGCAGCCGAAUCCGGCUCCGCCAGCAUCCAUUCCCGCUGCAGCUGCGCAGACGCCAAACCGUCCGGCUCCGCGCGAGGCUGCUCCCAGCCAAGCAAUGCAUUCACAACCAGGGAGGAAGAGGAUGAAUGGUUCGGAGGGCCCGGGACAGAUUGGUCAGCAUUCUUCGUUCUUGGGGUGCAGCGAGGACGAGGAUGAGGAGGAGAAGGACAAGAAAGAGAAACACGAACCGGGUUCGCAAGCGACGCAAGCGUCCCAGCAGGUUCUUGCGGCGCAACAGGCAGCAGAGCGAGAGGAGCAGCUGCAGAAGCAGCUACAGGAAGAAGAGGCGAAAAUGCGGGCACACUACGAGCAAGAAAAGGACAGGCUGUACAGCACGUACGACGAAUGGCAAGAAAAGGAGAAAGGCCGGGAGCAGGAGCGGCAGCGAGAAAAAGAGCAGCACGACCGGGAGCUGGAAGCGGCAACGAACAAAAUCAAGCUGGACGGGCGCGAAUUUCACGAACUAAUGACUGAGUACCAAAAAGUCCUUGAGCAGGUCAAGGGGCUGAGGACCGAGAAGGCACGGCUCGAGGGGAAGGUCGGUGAAAAGGACCACCAAAUCUUCCUGGCGUUGAAGCAGCAACGAGACGCCGACCAGGAGUUGAGGACGCAGUUCGAGGGGCAGCUCCGUAAAAAGGACGAGCAAAUCCAGAAGCUUGAGCAGCAGCAGCGUCAGCCACAAACGGUUCCGCCAGCAUCCCCCGCACAGCAGCGUCAGCCACAAACGGUUCCGCCAGCACCCCGCGCGGCUGGGCCCUUCCCAUCAAUGGAUCGCACACAAGGAAUGUUGUGGGGAGGUCUUCCUGGAGACCAGGGGGGGCAGGCGACAACGAUUAACCCGGCCCCCCUGCAGCGGGGCCAGGGGGCUCCUCAGCAACGACAGCGCUUUGGAGGUGCUCCUAUUUCAGAACCCGGCUCGAAUCGUGGGGGGCAACCGCCGAUGCAACCCGGGGCCAACGGUCAAGGACCAAGGACCGGAUUUUCUCUUUAG
Molecule: messenger RNA, 3182 nt
Organism: Amoebophrya sp. A120
Lineage: Eukaryota; Dinophyceae; Syndiniales; Amoebophryaceae
Source: the annotation of a GenBank genome assembly